AUGGCGUUUUUCAGUCAAAUGGUAAAUCAAAUGGUAAAUCAAAUGGUAAAUCCGGAUGAUCUCCUGGACAUCAGUUUAAUACACAACGUAGAUUCUAGGCUUAGUGCGUCCGGUAUUAGUAACGAAAUGCAAUUUAGUCCUUCUGUUUACUCCUUUGAGCCUAUUCAAAGCAGGAGCAAAGAGCAAGAUCCAAACACUUGUGAUGAUUCAGGAGCACAACAAAAAGAGAAAACACUCAAAACUGUAGAGACUUUGGAAAUCAACAAUGGAAAUGCCAGCAACUUAGAUAGCCAAGGCAAAGAGCAAGAUCCAAACACUUGUGAUGAUUCAGGAGCACAACAAAAAGAGAAAACACUCAAAACUCUAGGGACUUUGGAAAUCAGCAAUGGAAAUGCCAGCAACUUAGACAGCCAAGAGAAAAGGGAGUCAAUGCCGUCAUCUCCCGUAGAAUGUAAUAGCAGCGAGUCUUCUAGUAUAUAUUCUGAUUCUGAUGGUGAGAAUUCUGGAUCAUUCAAAAAAGAAUCAAAGUUGCCCUCAUAUGGGUCCAUGCAAGGAGCAGGUGCCAGUGUAGAGCUACCUGAAUGCAACAUGACAAACACAGAGAAACAGAAGGUUUCCUCUCAUGAAACUCUAGAGUCAGUAGCAGAUGAAAAGGCAACAAAUGUUGAAGGAGCCAGAGAUGAUUUGGUAGAAUCAAACGCUUCAGAACCUGAGCUUGCCAGUGUAGAAACAACAGCCUGUCCUGAAAUGUCUCAAAAAGAUCCCAGUGGUGACGAUGUUGCAGGAUAUAAUAACCUGGAGAACUUGAGCUCCAAAAGAGACAACACUGGUGUACCUGCAUCAAUGUCACCUGAAAAAGAAUCAAAGUUGCCUUCGCAUGAGUCUGAGCAAGGAGCAAGUGCUAGCAAAGAGCUUCCUGAAGGCCCAGUGAAAAGCACAGAGAAACAGUAUGCUCCACUUGAUGAAACUCCAGAGUCAGUGACAGUUGAAAAGACAAAAAAUGCUGAAGGAGCCCAAGAUGAUUUGAAGGAUUCCAGCACAACAGAACCAGAGCUUGCCAGUGUAGAAACCACAACCUGUCUUGAAGCUUCUCAAAAGGGUCCCAGUGGUGAUGAAGUGGCAGAAGAUAAUGACCGGGAGAAUUUGAGCACUGCAAAAGAUGAUACUGGUAGCCCUACAUCAAUUCCUCCUAGUAAGGAAGAUACCAAGGGAAAUGUUGAAAAGUCCAAUGUGCAUGAUGUGGAUACUACAACUAAAGAAGAUACUGGUGUUAUCACUGGUGAUAAGGAAGAUAACAAUGGAAAUGUUGAAAAGUCCAAAGUGCACGAUAUGGAAACUACGACCAAUGGAGUAGCAGAAAAAUCAGAAGUCACCAAUGGAGAGAAGAGUACAAGCACAUCAGAAACAGACCCACAUGGUACAAUAUCUGCCAUGAAAAAUCCAGAUGAAAAAAGAAUACUUCCUCCUGAAAAGGAAAACUCCAAUGGAUCAUCUCCUAUUGGAAGUGUUCAUAUCACUGAGAAAAAGGUAGAAUUGAAUAGUUGUGAUGGAGAUAAAAGCCCCGAAGCAUUCAUCCAAUCUCAAGUUGGAGAAACAACCACAGAAGGAACAUCUUCCACAAGCAACUCUAGAGACAAUGGAAUGGUUCCAACUGAAACUGGAAACUUAAAGACAGAACUAACAGUUAGUGAAGAUUCUGCUGAGUCCUGUCCUGUAGACAGUACAGGUGAAUCUGUGUCUUGUGAUGACAAAGGCAUUGUUCCAGAGGAAGAGGAAAGUACCAGAAGAGGGUCUUAUGAGUGCAACCUUGCAUCAGGUUUUCUCUCUACAGAUCCUGGGGAAUCUGAGUCCACCGGAGAGGAUUUCAUCAAAAGGACAUUGGGGCAAUUAUUUCGAGCAGUGGCUUCAGGGGAGGGUAGAGCCAUUCUACUUGGCACCUCAACAGAAAGUGAAGAAGAAGAAGAAGACGAAGAAGAAGGAAGUCAGUGGCCAUACAGAAAGGCAGGCUAUUCUGUAGUGAUCAAUAAAGGCAAACUCUGUGCAAGUAGCUCUGAAGAGAGAGCUGAGGUCAUAAUGAAGAGUGGAACAGAGUUUUUCAUAUUAAUUGGAAAUGAUAAUGAUCGUGCUGCUGAGGUGGACAUCACAUUCGGUGGAGUAUACCUUGGUGUUUGGUUGGUGGAGGCAAAGCGGUCAAUAAACAGACCUCUGUUUGUUCAAGGCUCUUCUUGGACAGCAGGCCGUUUAAGAUUCUUCAGUAAUUCUGAUAAGAGGAAACCACAGCCUCGUGCUGAUAUCUAUGGUGAGAAAGCAAUGCUAAAUGGUUUGAUUGAGCUGACAUUCAAGCCAGAAGCUGAUACCGUGAAAUUGUUUGUGCACCAUGUGCGAGAACAAGGAAGUUAUCGUCUUAUUCCUGUAACAGUGACUGAUCCCAUGACAGCAACUGUUGCUGACUUAAAACAAGACAUCAAAGGAAGAUGGAGAUCCAAUAUCUCCUGCCUCUUGAAAGGAAGCCAGGUUUUACAAGAAGAAGAAAUGAUCAGCUCCUAUGACUUGGGUGAAAAUGAAGUGAUUGAGGUUGUCAAUGCCACAGAGGAACUGACUAUUGAAGCAUUUGGUGAAGACCCCAUCACUCUGACGGUGGAUCCCAAUGAUAUUUCUGUGGAAGCUGUUAAAGAGUUCAUUACAGAACAAUUCAAAAUACCAGCAGACCAACAGCUUCUUAAUUUCAAAGAACCGGAUGAUGUUGUGGACUCCAAGUCAUUCACCCAUAUGCUCUUGACAUCAAGGAAGACACCAGUACUGGUUGUCAGAAGAGAAGAACCUGUAGAUGCAAAUGCAAGUCAAAAUAGGAGCAUUAAUAUUGGAGCCGAAGAUGCCAGAGGAUUGGACACCAGUGCAACAUCUUGUGCAGAUCAAGGAAGCCAAGCUGAAGACAGCUGUAAAGCAAAUGAGGGACCUAAUGACUCAGGAGACAAUGACCAGGAUGGUGUUGCUAUGCUUUAUGGAGAUAAAGAAAGUGUAUACAACCAAUUUCAAGAAGAUACAAUGGACCGAAAAUUUUCAAAGAAGAGGGCUGUCACACUUUAUAUUCAGCUUAAGGCUAAGAGUAAGAAUGCUGCAACUGCUGAAGCCUCAGGGAAGCCCAAGCCCAAGCCCAGGCCCAAGCCCUUUGAGCAAUCAGGGGCCAGGCCAUCAAGACCUAAAGGAUGCACGUCUUCUCUUUACCCACCUGAAACACCCGACUGAAAUUAUACUAUGCUGCUGUACUUUCAUGUAACCCUUCCCUUCUGGAAUUAAUUGGCAUUUAGCUCCCCAUCAUAUCAAUGCAUAAUUCAGCAAACAAACAAGUAGUGAGAAUAAUUAUAUUUAAGCAGUAGAACACAUUUUUCUGCACUCUAUAACAUAAUAAAGCCAUGCACGAUA
Molecule: messenger RNA, 3423 nt
Organism: Stylophora pistillata
Lineage: Eukaryota; Metazoa; Cnidaria; Anthozoa; Scleractinia; Pocilloporidae
Molecular function (GO): protein binding
Source: RefSeq, a predicted model, not a curated record